AGGCACCCAGCAGGACGUGUGAGGUGAUACAGCCUGGCUUUCACCGUAGCCUGGCUCCCUGGCAUAUGAUGAUGAGUUUGACCCCCUCCAGGGGAUGCCUCCUGGACCUGCCCUGGGAAGACAUCUUGGUUCCACAUAUUCUCUGUCAUCUGCCACUGCAGCAGCUCCUGAGUCUGCAGAGGGUCAGCAAGUCAUUCCAGUCUCUCAUCCAGCUGUACCUGGCCAACAUGCGCUGCUUUGACUCAAGCCAGAUCGGACCUGCCAUCCCUCGAGCUGCUUUUGUUAACCUGCUGAAGGACAAUGAAGUACUGCAGCAGCUGGCACUCCAGAACUGCUCUGACUGGCUGACCGACAGGGAGCUGCUCCCGGUCAUCGGGCAGAAUCACCACCUGCACCAGAUCCAGCUGAAGGGCUGUGCCCAGCUCAGCCGCCACGCGCUGGUGGCCAUCUCGCUGAGCUGCCCCAACCUGCGCCGGCUCUCCCUGGCCCACUGCGAGUGGGUGGACAGCCUGUCCCUGCGCAGCCUGGCUGACCACUGCAAGGCUCUGGAGGCCCUGGACCUGACAGCCUGUCGCCAGCUGAAGGACGAGGCCAUCUGCUACCUGGUGCAGAAGUGCAGCAGGCUCAAGUCUCUGUCACUGGCUGUCAACGCUAACGUGGGUGACGCGGCGGUGGAGGAGAUUGCCAAGUGCUGCCCUGAGCUGGAGCACCUGGACCUCACGGGAUGUCUGCGAGUCAAGAAUGACUCCAUCAGGGUCCUGGCUGAGUACUGUCCCAAGCUGCGCUCACUGAAGGUGAAGCAUUGUCACAACGUGACUGAGUCCAGCCUGAGCAUCCUCCGAAGCCGUGGGGUGGAGCUGGAUGUGGAACCUCCACUGCAGAGGGCUCUUGUUCUCCUGCAGGACGUGGUUGGCUUCGCCCCUUUCAUUAACCUCCAGAUCUAGAACUGGUGCUGCUGGGGAGGGGGGGACUGAUGCAACGCUGAGAUCCCGGGCGGGUGCCGGAACCGGCUGCUGUGGAGA
Messenger RNA from Chaetura pelagica (chimney swift), 1022 nucleotides. It is a transcript of the gene FBXL15, whose product is annotated as F-box and leucine-rich repeat protein 15. The record is from RefSeq and is a predicted model, not a curated record. Bases 66 to 944 code for a protein of 292 amino acids. Lineage: Eukaryota; Metazoa; Chordata; Aves; Apodiformes; Apodidae. Gene Ontology annotation, molecular function: protein binding. The transcript is spliced from 3 exons.